GAUCGGAGGCAGGCUUCACUCCAAGUGACAUUCCAGGCUUUGCAGGUGAAUUUUCAUUGCUACUGAUAACACUACCUUGAUAGUACAGCCUUGUCCAAAUUGUGCCAACGUUCGACUCGGGGAGCCGAGCAUGUGACCAUUCGUUCUUGUCACGUUAACCGCACGUGCAGGCACGCUUUCUCCCAUUUCCUCUUCUUCUGUGCGACUUCCUCAUCUACUCGAGCUUCCACCUUCUUCCGCAUCACUUGGCUCCUGCCAUCUAAGUCAGCGCAGUCCAUUGGGCUUCUGCUCGUUCAAGUCCAUUGAUCAUCGUUUUGGGGUGCCAUUUCCGGGUGCCUCCUCAAGAUGGCUACGUACGGGAAAAAGAAACGCUCCCUUCUCCCCUCGCUCUCUAGCCUCAGAGACGUGAGCUUCAAGGGCAAGGACAAAUCGAAGCAAAAAGAGUCACUUAUGCAGAUCCCACUCUUCUCCGAGCCCCAAGGCGAAGAGGAUCUUGAGUACAGUAUUGGAGAGAGAACAAUGGCGAGUAAGCUACUUGACGAUACAACCGACGAACCGCACCCGGCUCCUGGCAGACGUCCGUCACAACUUCCACGAAACAAGACAUACUCUAAUCUUGCCCAAUUCGCCCAGUCCGACAAGGGCAAAUCGCUCCCGCAACUUCCAGACUUUAAAUGGAGCGGUGACCGUGCUUGGUCAAUGAUGAAUGCUCCUGUUGUUACAGCUGAUGGCAGUGCCAAUAGAGAGUACUUCCACAACGACGAAGUUAACAACACAUCAGCUCCACCAACUGAACCCUCCCAGAGCUCUCCACCACCAAUCCCACCAAAAUCAUGGAAGAGGAAAUCCAUUCAACCAAACACCAGCCACAGAAAGAUCCAGGGAGGAAACCAGGCUGUAAGAAAGUCGAUUGUACACCCUAAGCCUGCGGAAACUAUUGACAUCCCAACUCCCACAAAAUAUGCAGAUGAGGAUUCAAUUGCGGAAGCAAUGCAGACGGCGACUAGCAAUCUGAAGGGCUCCACAAAAGGCAGUCUAAAGAUCUCAGGUCCCAGCAACUUCAGGCAUGUCACUCACAUUGCAACUGAUGUUGAGAAGGGCACUGUUCCAGAAUCAAUGCGGCCAACGCCUCGAGCUCCGAACGAUACCGACCAAACCUUGCUCCACGGGCCUUAUGUACCAACAAAAGAAAAGGGAUUCAAGGGGAGCAAAGUCUUUGCAAAGAUGAAGAAUGCCCUCCAAGGUAGCAAUUCAAGAAGCCGUCAUGAUUCUGGUAUGACUCGGGGACUUCUUGAUCCUUUCCCCGGCGAGCCAGAUGAAUGUGAUGAGAUGGGCCCAAUGGACGCCGGACUAAAUAAAGGCGAGAGGGCUACCCCGCCUUUCACAUCAUGUACUAAUUGAUGCAGGCAAAGAGUCGAUAAAGCCCGAAGAAUACAGACUCACGGGUCAUAGAGGCAUCAAGCGCAAGCCUGUCCCUGACCACGGAAAGUCCUUGAAGAACC
Hyaloscypha bicolor E is the source of this 1502-nucleotide messenger RNA. RefSeq lists its product as uncharacterized. The record is from RefSeq and is a predicted model, not a curated record. NCBI's taxonomy places the organism in Eukaryota, Fungi, Ascomycota, Leotiomycetes, Helotiales, Hyaloscyphaceae. The transcript is spliced from 2 exons. Bases 346 to 1401 code for a protein of 351 amino acids.